UCUUUCUCUCGCAAGCCUGCGGCGUGCAGGAAGAGGCGACAAUUUAAUUUACUAGCACAGCUGAGCGGAGUGGUGAUAAGGCGAGUGGUCAGCACCUGAGAGUGGGGGCCGCACUUAAAAGAUCUGGGGUGGCGAGCAGCCUGGCGCACACUAUCGCUCGUCGUCGCCGUCGAUCAUCCUAGUCUAGUCGCCUCCGCAACAAUGGCCGAAGAUUCGCUCGUGGUCGGGGGGUGGUUCGGCUCGGGGCUGCAGGUUUUCAGCCUGCUCGUCGUCGCCUACUACAUCCUCAAGCUGCUGAGGAAGGCCCUGCGCAGGAUUUAUGUGUCCAUCGUCGGCCCUGCCAUCGGCAGGAACACCAAUUUGAGGAAGAUGGGACAGUGGGCCGUUAUCACCGGCUGCACCCAGGGAAUCGGAAAGGCAUACGCUGAAGCGCUCGCCAAGCAGGGAAUCAACGUGGUCCUAAUAAGCAGAAGCCUCGACAAGCUUCAAAAACUCGCUUUAGAAAUUGAGGGCAAGUACCACGUGCAAACCAAAGUGAUCGACGCCGACUUCACGGAAGGGCCGCCGAUUUACGAAAAAAUCGAAAAAGGGCUGUUCGGCCUGGAAAUCGGCGUUCUGAUCAACAACGUCGGCAUGAGCUACGCCUACCCUGAGUACUUCCUCGACGUGAAGGACGCGCGCAAGGUGUUCGCCGACCUGAUCAACUGCAACAUCACCUCCAUCACGCACAUGACGCACGUCGUGCUGCCGCAGAUGAUCGAACGCAAACGUGGAGUCGUGGUAAACGUCUCCUCCACCACCGCAAUGAUCCCUUCACCCCUGCUCUCGGUCUACAGUGCCUCCAAGGCUUUCGUGGACAAGUUUACCGAGGAUCUGAGGAUAGAGUACGCAAGAAAGGGAAUCGUGAUCCAGUGCGUGUUGCCGGGCUACGUGGCCACCGCCAUGACUAGGAUCAAGAAGUCCACCUUCAUGGCGCCGUUCCCGAACAAAUUCGUGUCCCACGCCAUCACCAGCAUCGGCCUUGAGGACAGAACCACCGGAUACUGGCCCCAUAAUCUGCUCAUAAUGGUGGUCGACUUCAUUAAAUGGAUCCACCCGAAAAUGGCAUCGAAUGUCAUCCUCAGGACGAUGGAGAACAUCCGGAAGAGGAUAAUCGCGCGAGGCGGAUAGAUUAAUUUUUUUGAUAAUUAGUCAUUCAUAAAUUUAAAUAUAGGUCUGCCAUAACCAAAACGAACGAAAGAGUCAUUUUUCCUGAUGAUUUGUUAUGCAUUUUUGUUGUACAGAAUUUUGUUGAAACAUAUUUGUUAAUUUAAAUUUGUUCCCAUCUUUUCUUUCAAGUUGAAUAGCAAUGAUAUUAAAAAGUCAUUAUUGCACAAUUCACGUGUGCAGUUUUUCUUAUAAAAA
Messenger RNA from Cloeon dipterum, 1404 nucleotides. RefSeq names its product spidey (gene spidey). The transcript is spliced from 6 exons. The record is from RefSeq and is a predicted model, not a curated record. Gene Ontology annotation, molecular function: oxidoreductase activity. Bases 202 to 1170 code for a protein of 322 amino acids. Gene Ontology annotation, cellular component: endoplasmic reticulum. Lineage: Eukaryota; Metazoa; Arthropoda; Insecta; Ephemeroptera; Baetidae.